UAUUUAAAUCCCACUCCCUUUUCCUCGCUUUUCACACCUCCCUCUCUCUCACUUCCACAAAUCUCAUUCUCUUCUCUCCCAAUUCUCCGACCAUGUCCAUCGAUAAGGAGCGAGAAACUCAAGUUUACAUGGCAAAGCUCGCCGAACAGGCCGAGCGCUACGAAGAAAUGGUUGAAUAUAUGAAAAAAAUUGCAAGGCUUGAUUGUGAGCUCACUGUGGAGGAGAGGAACCUCCUCUCUGUGGGUUACAAAAAUGUGAUUGGUGCCAGGAGAGCUUCUUGGCGUAUUAUGUCCUCGAUUGAACAGAAGGAAGAGGCUAAAGGAAACGAGAACAAUGUAAAACUGAUUAAGAGUUAUCGCCAGAAGGUAGAGGAGGAACUCUCUGGGAUUUGCAGUGAUAUUCUCUCCAUUAUAGACAAGCAUCUCAUCCCUUCUUCUGCCUCUGGGGAAGCCACUGUUUUCUACUACAAGAUGAAGGGUGACUACUAUCGCUAUCUAGCUGAGUUCAAGGCUGAUCAAGAAAGGAAGGAGGCAGCCGAGCAUUCGCUCAAGGCUUAUGAGGCUGCUUCUGCCGCUGCAAGCACAGACCUUCCUUCAACUCACCCAAUUCGUCUUGGCCUUGCACUUAAUUUCUCCGUUUUCUACUAUGAGAUCUUGAAUUCUCCUGAGAGGGCUUGCCAUUUGGCUAAACAAGCUUUUGACGAGGCAAUUGCGGAGUUGGACACCUUGAGUGAGGAAUCAUACAAGGACAGCACUCUGAUUAUGCAGUUGUUGAGAGAUAACCUUACUCUCUGGACUUCCGACUUGCCUGAAGAUGGAGGUGAGGAUAACUUAAAGAGUGAAGAAUCCAAGCCUACAGAGGAAAAAGCCAGUGCCGACAAAAACUGAGAGUGCUGCGCAUGGCAAGGACAGCCUUAGAGUACUUUGCAGAAGUGGCUUCUUUUUAUUAGCUUUUUCUUGCGAGGGGAUUCAAUUGGAUCAAAUGAAGUGCACUCCAUGAAGUUAUGCUGUUUUUGUAGUCUACCAAUCUCUGAUGAUAGAUUGAUAAUUUUCUCUUCCUUCCUUUUUUUUUUACCUUUGUUCUAUUUUUCACCCUUUUAAAAAAAAUUUCUACUUUAUUUUCCUGCCUUACUUUUAUUUUCUUCUAUGUAUAAACCUUUUAUCGAAAUGAUGAGUAUUUCUCAUUA
This is a messenger RNA of Manihot esculenta (cassava), 1186 nucleotides long. RefSeq names its product 14-3-3-like protein GF14 iota. The record is from RefSeq and is a predicted model, not a curated record. Lineage: Eukaryota; Viridiplantae; Streptophyta; Magnoliopsida; Malpighiales; Euphorbiaceae. The coding region runs from base 93 to 887 and encodes 264 amino acids. The transcript has 7 exons. Gene Ontology annotation, biological process: signal transduction. Gene Ontology annotation, cellular component: cytoplasm.